CUAGUGUUUACCGUUUACAAACACACUCAGCUCAGUAUCAAAUAAUUUUGAGAAAUGAAAGGUUUUAAACAUUUACCUGGGCCUACCAGUUACCCUUUCAUAGGAAACCUACUAGGAUACAAGGCCCCUGGAGUAGGGAGGAGUCCUUCUCAAACUCCGCAUAUUUGGAAAUAUUUUAAUCAACAGUUCGGACCCCUUGUCAGACUCGAUAUACCUGGGAAUAAACCAAUGGUUCUAGUAUUUGAUCCUAACCUAGCUGAACAAGUUUACAGAAACGAAGGAGUUUAUCCAAUCAGGCCGGGGUUUGAUUCUUUGGGUUAUAUCAGGAGUAAGUUAAAGGAAACUGGGGGGAAUCAAGGGCUAAUUACGUCAUCAGGAGAUGAAUGGAGAGAGUUCAGAAAUAAGGUUCAGUACAGUGUUUUGCAUCCUAAAGUUAGAGAGACUUACUUAACAACCGUACACGAGAUUGGGGUGGAGUUCGCAGAUCAUAUACAGCAGAAUAUGAAGGAUGGAGAAGAUGCUACACAGGAAUUCUACAAAUGGGCACUAGAGUCUAUUGUGGCUAUCUCCCUAGAAACCCGACUCAACUGCUUUCAUCCCAGUCAACAAGAUUCUGUCAACACUCAAGUUCUCAGUCUAAUGAAGGAGAUCUUUCAUGGAUGCAAGAACCUUGACGUUGGAGCAAAACUGUGGAGAUAUUUCCCCUCAAAAACCUUCAGGAAGCUUGAGCGAGAUAUUGAACUGUUUACCCGGAUAACAAAUCAGAUGAUCCACAAGGCAAUUCAAAAGGAGAAGGAGAAUGAGUUGCAGAAUACCCUGCUCGGAAACCUAUUCAGCCGGGGCUGUGACGAGAUCACCAUGACAGUCCUUGCCACAGAUCUCAUCUUUGGAGGUGUGGAGCAGGUGGCCCAUGCCGUCAUGUUUUCUCUUUACCUUCUUGGGGUCAACCCAGACAAGCAGAAGAUACUGCACAACGAGCUGACCCGCACACAGAACCCGAAUUAUCUGAAAGCUGUUGUAAAGGAGACAAUGCGGCUUUACCCUCCGGCUGUAGGAAAUAUUAGGCAGCUAAGUGUUCCUCUGGAACUGGGAGAAUAUAGUCUGGAACCUGGAACUGUUUAUAUUCUUGCGCAUCAGAUAAUGUCCCGGAACCCUGAAUAUGUCAGAGAACCUGAACAAUUCAUCCCAGAGAGAUGGAUGAGGAAGAGUAUUCAGAAAGAAGAGCUGCCACCAUUCUUAACACUUCCUUUUGGUUGGGGACCAAGGAGCUGUAUUGGAAGAAGGUUUAGCGAGAUGGAAAUAUUUUCAAUGAUUUCAAUUCUUAUAUCAAGGUUUCAGAUUGGCUGGGAAGGAUCUCCUCUGAGGAUCAAAUCCGAAAUUGUAAUCUUCCCAGAAGGAGAACUAAGGUUCAACUUCAAGAAGAGAUAAUAAUUCAUUCAACAUCUUAUGAGUUAAACAUAGCUAAUUUUUUUAUAAUUUAGUUUAAAUAAACAUCCACUAUUAAA
Molecule: messenger RNA, 1505 nt
Organism: Eurytemora carolleeae
Lineage: Eukaryota; Metazoa; Arthropoda; Copepoda; Calanoida; Temoridae
Product: probable cytochrome P450 49a1
Exons: 21
Coding region: 55-1428 (457 amino acids)
Molecular function (GO): heme binding; oxidoreductase activity, acting on paired donors, with incorporation or reduction of molecular oxygen; iron ion binding
Source: RefSeq, a predicted model, not a curated record